This is a messenger RNA of Metschnikowia bicuspidata var. bicuspidata NRRL YB-4993, 636 nucleotides long. It is a transcript of the gene MSO1, whose product is annotated as Mso1p. NCBI's taxonomy places the organism in Eukaryota, Fungi, Ascomycota, Pichiomycetes, Serinales, Metschnikowiaceae. The transcript has a single exon. Bases 1 to 636 code for a protein of 211 amino acids. The record is from RefSeq and is a predicted model, not a curated record.
AUGAGCCAGUACCAGCCCAACGCCGCGCCCGGCCGCUCGUUCAUGGAGAAAAUCAACUCCAAGUUCUCCAGUCUCUCCGUGGCCUCGUCGCUGCUCCACUCAGACAAGGACGGCAGCUCGGAGGACGACACCUUGAUCCACAAGGCGCUCGUGAAUUUCUACGAAUCGCGCAACGAGCCCUUCCCGGAAUGGCUCGGCGUCAAGGAGCACGUGCGCAAACGCCGGGGCCGCCACCCGGCGGCCGGUCCCGGCCCGGACCCGCUUGCGCCGGCCACCACUCCAAACUCCCGGUUCCAGCCCGUAAGGGCGUCGUACAAUUCCGUGCAGCAGCCACAAAACAGCGGCACCUCGGCGUUUUCGGCGCCCGCCAGCCGCGAAGCCUCCGUGCCGGACUCCGAGCCCGACGAGCGGCCGUACGCCCGCCGCACCAACUCGCGCUUGCAGCAAAUGUACAAUAAAACACGGCAAAACUCGCUCCCGGGGUCCGGCUACUCGAGCCUGAGCCCGGCGCCCCAGCCUGCGCUGAUCUCCGCGGGGUCCCGCGGCAAUUCCUCGGGCCAGCGGCUUCGGGACAGGGUCAUGCACGGCGGGUCCUAUAGUGGCGAGUCUUCAAGUAGACCCACGUGGGGAAACUAG